AUGGCGUCCACAACAGGCCCCAGGCCGAGGUUCGAUUCCCCCGGUGCAUUUGUCCAGGGGAUGAUUAACGAGAUCGAUGAAUUGCUAGAAACGGCAGGGAAGACAGACACCCAACGACUAGUACGAGACCUUCCGCUAGAGCUGGACGCAUUCAGGGCGAAAUUCGAAGCGGUGAAGAGGAGUGUUCCUUCGGACUGGGACGCCUUCCUAGAAGAUGUGGAGAACACCGACGAAGCGUCUAGAAUUCAGGGGGAUGUGACGGAUUUCCGAGAUACAGUAGACGCUUACAUGCGGCUGCUAGGCUCAGUGAUUACGGCCCAAACACUUAGAACCGCUCCUAGUUCAUACCAGAUCCGACAAGAUAGACUGGCAGCUGAAGCCAUGUUACCUCGGAACGACUAUGGUCUCGCGGGUGCCAGUUCAUGGGCAAAUGCGGCUCUUAAUACGGUCCAAAGCACUGCAUUGUCAGUUGCAGCAGGAGAUCUUCCGGUGGACUAUGAAACGUGUAACAAAGUAUUGUGGACGGCCAAGUAUGCUAAAGAGCACGCGGAGAAGAUUAAGACGUUUAGCCAAAGGGCAGGGUUCGACGAAAAAACGUAUACGAAUAUCGAAGACGAGAUAGACAGUGAUACAAAGCUUGCCAAGUUAGCGUUGAAAGAUGCGAUGAAUCAACGUUUCAUCUGUCUUCAUAGCACGGUGCAGAUUCUGAACGAGACAGUUAAGAACGAUUCAGUCAGUCUUAAGAAGGCGUGGAUAGAGGAUAGAAAGGCACCUUUAUUCGUCAACCAUUGUCUGAAUAUCGAGUGGAGCAUGGGGCCUAGAAGGAACAGACUUGCGCAUGCGUAUGGUGUGCCAAAUAUGGUUAUUCCGGAAAAGUAUCAGGCGUUUGACCCCAGGGACCACUGGAAUCAUGUAUGGGCCAUUUACGAGGAUCUUAUAAAUGCGCUCGAUGAGGUCAUUGAGACCAUAAGACCAAUGCACGAGAAGGCCUUAUGGCAAAAGAGGAAUGAAGAUGGAUACUGGGUUGACGGCGAAAAUAUUGAUCCUUGGACUCAGUCUAGAAGUGAAGGCGCUGGAUCUCAAAAUGCAAACUAG
Mytilinidion resinicola is the source of this 1095-nucleotide messenger RNA. RefSeq lists its product as uncharacterized. The record is from RefSeq and is a predicted model, not a curated record. The transcript has a single exon. Lineage: Eukaryota; Fungi; Ascomycota; Dothideomycetes; Mytilinidiales; Mytilinidiaceae. The coding region runs from base 1 to 1095 and encodes 364 amino acids.